Plodia interpunctella (Indianmeal moth) is the source of this 2646-nucleotide messenger RNA. RefSeq lists its product as uncharacterized. The transcript is spliced from 5 exons. The record is from RefSeq and is a predicted model, not a curated record. Lineage: Eukaryota; Metazoa; Arthropoda; Insecta; Lepidoptera; Pyralidae. The coding region runs from base 1274 to 1960 and encodes 228 amino acids.
GUAUUAUUUAUAAUUGUAUUGUAAUUAUUUCUUGUAACUCCAAUAGUGACUGUCAUAAUAGCAACAGCGAUUUUAUACGUCGAGCCAUCUUAUAGUGUCUAGUUUUUGGGCAGCAGCUUUUGUUGGACAUAACGGUUAGAAGAUUUAAAGAUUUCAAAUUUUUGGACAACGUAAAAUGUAAUACUUAUAGCUUAAGACUUGUAUUAUCAUAAUUUUACUGCUGUUUAUAAAUAUUUAGGUACCUACCUAUUUAUAAUUAUUUACAAGUACGUAGUAUAUUGUCUCGAUUUUAUAAAUUAUACGGCUACUAAGAUUAUUAUUACCAAAACUGUUGUUUCUAAUUCUAGUUUUCUAAUCCUGCUAAUGUUGUACGAAUAACCAUGUAUAUCGGACAGGAUACGAAUAUUUAGAUAGACAUCAAUCAAAUAAAUAUUAACUACUGGGGCAAUUUUUUUUCGGUACGGCAACUAUAACUAUAAUACAACAUUUAUAGUAAUUUCAACCAUUUCAACUUUAUGUUGUAAAUCAUUAACAAUAAUGUGAGUGGCACGGUUAUUUCUGAUAGGUUUCCAUUUAGGUAUAGGGAUUACUACGUGUUGUGUCUGCAGCCUUUGUGGAUUAUUGUUUUGUUUUAUUGCAACUGAAAUAUUACUCGGAUACAAAACUAUGAAGGAGCUCGCAAACAAUAUCAUUUUUUGCUGUUCAAUAAAAACAGUACAUUAAGGAAAAAAAACAAACAAUUAAACAGUUUUGAGACAUUGACGAUCGAAAUUAGUAAUUAAUCAAUGCUAAUCAUUCUGUGCAAGCGGCUCUAGCUGAUUGUGACCCCCUAGGCACUUGCCUGCUAUACAUAAUGGUUAAUCCGACACAGAUAUUAAGGCAUUUAUCAACUAAGCAUUUGUCAAAUUAAUUUGUUUAUCAAGUCGUCAUGGUUUCCAUGUCGUCCAUUGAAUAUGCCUCGAUUGACGUAACAUCUUCUGUAUUACUACAGAAUAUUUAUUUACACUUUACUACAUAAUAUACCAAAAUGACGUAAAAUAACAAAAGAUUUACUUUAAUUAAGUAUGAUAUCAUUAUUUCAUUUAUUUCAUAUAACUACAAAUUUACAUUUAAUUGAAAAAAAUAAGAUAAUAUAAGAAACAAUUCCGACAAAUUUGUCGUAUAAUGAAACGUUCUUUUGUAAAAUUAAAAGUGCUAAGAGCCAGCGACUUGCAAAUAUUUAUGUGAGUAGAAUCAUCUUUUUAAAAAAUAGGUGCUUACUUUAUCAUAUAACAUGGAUAAAAAAAAGAAACGCGGAUCCAAUUAUACAAUGGCGGAGAAAGAGCUUCUCCUACAGCUGAUAAAAAAAUAUCAUCAUAUUUUGGAAAACAAACAAACCAGCGUUAUCUUGAAUUUUAAGAAGCGUGAAGCUUGGGAUUCUGUUUGUCAGCAGUACAAUACUGUUGCUGGAAGCGGCUUCAGGACUUGGAGACAACUCCGUCAUCUUUAUGAGAAUCUCAAACAGAGGGCGAAAAAGAAUAUUGCCAAAGAAAAUCGACUUCGUUUCAAUGAAAACACUGAUGUAAAACAUAUCGAAAUAAAAGUAUCGGCAGAUGAGUUGGCAGAAUUCCAAGCUGAUGAAGAAGAAGAAUUUGGAGCAGCAGCCAGAGCAAAUACUUCACGCAUGGACAGCAGCAACCCUGAUAGGACCACUAGUACACCUAGAAGGACUACCUUGAGGGUAGCUGCUUCGGCUCCACCACCCUUGCCUCCUAGUGCCCACCCCAUGAUGUGGCCUGAAGAACUCACUCCCCGGAUCAGACCUGGAGUCAAUGCCGAUGAGUGCCAGAUAUUCGGCGACUUUGUAGCCUCAGAACUAAGAACCCUACGGUCAGAUGAGUCCAGGAAGAAGCUCAAGCGCGUGAUUCAAAAGGCAAUCCUUCAGAUUGGAGAAGAAGAAGAUAUGAGCAUCAAUGGAUAGCGGCACUAUCGCCUCUCCUGUCUCGAAUGAGCGAUGGAUUGAGGCGAGCGCGCGAGCGUGUCAAUUUUCUUUUUUUUAUUUUAAACAAAUAAAUAGUUAAGUAAAUACCGGCAAAUCUAACAGAUUGACUUAGCCCCAAAAUAAGAGACUUCUGUUAUGAUAUACUGACUGGACAAUUAAAUUUGAUAAAAAUCUAAGAACAAAGUAAAUCUGAAAAAAGAUUAUUUUUCGUAUAGACCUGAGAGAUUGAACUCGGGACCUUCGCGCAUCUAUUUUUUUGUUGUGUUUCAGGCAAAAUGUUUACUCAACCAACACAGUGUAGUUAGGUGAGAAAAAAAAGUUCGUGAUUAAGUCUAUUUUCCUUAUAAAAUGUAAUAAAAAACAGUUUAUAAGAAAAUAAAGGGUAGGGUCAUUAUGUUAGAUUGGGUAAAAUGAGUGAUUUAAACGUAGCAAAUCUAAAUACCUAUUUUAAGGAACAUAUAUGCAUAUUAAGGUAAAUGUGAUAUAUAAUAAUUACUUAAGGUAAGUUCUCAAAUACUUUGAAAAAUAAGUAUGUAGUAAUAUUGUCUUAGAGAAAAAGUCUUAGAGUAACGUCUUUGUCUUAGAGUAAAUGUAUUUUUUUUUGUUCUUGCACACUACAUAGGUACUAACUAAAGUCAUUGGAAUAAAGUUGAUUUUAGCACUUA